AACAACCUUUCAAGCCUCAGCAGAAGAUAAGGUCUCAUCUCUCUCUCUCUCUCUGCCAUGGCUGAAGCUUCAGGAAUCCUACAAACUUCUCUGAUAUCAAACUUCCAUCCAUUCCACAAAACCCACUUGCCUCAGCUACACCCAGUACUGAGUUUCCGCAGAAACCCCACAAUUCCAAUCCAGUGCUCAGUCUCAACGAGCGAGACCACCAAAACGACAACGACCCAGAACGCCAUUCCUUGGGGAUGCGACAUAGAUUCGUUGGAGAACGCCUCGGCCCUUCAGAAAUGGCUGUCGCAGUCGGGUCUUCCGCCGCAGAAGAUGGCCAUUGAGAGAGUGGACGUAGGAGAGAGAGGCUUGGUUGCUUUGAAGAACAUUCGGAAAGGAGAGAAGCUGCUUUUUGUGCCUCCUUCUCUUGUCAUUUCUGCUGACUCUGAAUGGAGCUGUGAGGAGGCUGGUGAAGUGAUGAAAAAGAAUUCAGUUCCUGAUUGGCCAUUACUAGCAACCUACUUAAUAAGUGAGGCAAGUCUCAUGGAAUCUUCAAGAUGGAGCAACUACAUUUCUGCAUUACCUCGGCAACCUUAUUCACUCCUCUAUUGGACACGCGAUGAAUUAGAUCGAUAUUUGGAAGCAUCACAGAUUAGAGAGAGGGCGAUUGAAAGGGUUACAAAUGUCAUUGGAACAUACAAAGAUUUAAGGCUUAGGAUAUUUUCCAAGUAUCCUCACUUAUUUCCUGAAGAGGUAUAUAAUUUGGAGACCUUCAGCUGGUCAUUUGGCAUUCUCUUCUCACGUUUGGUCAGGUUACCUUCAAUGGACGGAAAGUUUGCCUUGGUUCCUUGGGCAGAUAUGCUGAACCACAAUUGUGAGGUGGAGACAUUCUUGGAUUAUGAUAAAUCAUCUCAAGGAGUUUUAUUUACAACAGAUCGGCCAUAUCAGCCAGGUGAGCAGGUUUUCAUCUCAUAUGGCAAGAAAUCUAAUGGAGAGCUACUGCUGUCCUAUGGUUUUGUUCCAAAGGAGGGAACAAACCCUAGUGAUUCAGUUGAGUUAUCACUGUCGCUUUCGAAAUCUGAUAAAUGUUAUAAGCAGAAGUUGGCAGCUCUGAGGAAGCAUGGAUUACAAGUGUCACAACGUUAUCCGAUACGAAUCACUGGCUGGCCUUUGGAAUUAAUGGCAUAUGCUUAUUUAGCUGUCAGCCCUCCAAGUAUGAGCAGCCAAUUUGACGAGAUGGCUGCUGCAGCGUCGAACAAAACCGACAUCAAGAAAGAUUUAAGAUACCCUGAAAUAGAGGAAGAAGCCCUACAGUUUAUAUUAGAUAGUUGUGAAUCUAGCAUAUCAAAGUACAACAAGUUCUUGCAGCAAAGUGGAACGUUGGAUUUAGAUGUGACAUCACCUAAGCAACUCAAUCGAAGGUUGUUUCUGAAACAGCUAGCUGUAGACCUAUGCACUAGCGAGCGAAGAAUACUGUUCCGUACCCAAUAUAUACUGCGGAGGAGAUUGAGGGAUAUAAGAAGUGGUGAAUUGAGAGCUCUAAAAAUCUUCAACGGGUUGCGGAAUUUUUUCAAAUAAGAUGAUUUCUUCGCGCGUAACGUUGCCAUCCGUUACAAAUGAAACUUCACCGCGAUCCAGAUCCCAUGGCCAUCUUGUGAGAUAUGUGUAAAAGAGGUAGACAUUGAGAAAAAUGUAAUUCAUUUAGAAGCGGAUUCAGUCAUGUAAAGAGAUGUAAUGUGACAAACACCAUAUAGUAGCAAUUCUGCACUCUCGUCUUUUUUGAGGCUCCAUAAGCUAUUUGAAGUUGACACAAUGACAUGAUUUCUGAGUUGUUCGAGUGAAUAGUUAAUGAGAC
Messenger RNA from Morus notabilis, 1843 nucleotides. RefSeq names its product ribulose-1,5 bisphosphate carboxylase/oxygenase large subunit N-methyltransferase, chloroplastic. The transcript has 12 exons. NCBI's taxonomy places the organism in Eukaryota, Viridiplantae, Streptophyta, Magnoliopsida, Rosales, Moraceae. Gene Ontology annotation, cellular component: chloroplast. Gene Ontology annotation, molecular function: protein binding; [ribulose-bisphosphate carboxylase]-lysine N-methyltransferase activity; protein-lysine N-methyltransferase activity. The record is from RefSeq and is a predicted model, not a curated record. Gene Ontology annotation, biological process: peptidyl-lysine monomethylation. The coding region runs from base 58 to 1566 and encodes 502 amino acids.